GCUGCGCGCUUGGAGCUCCGGAGUGGAGUAGAAAGCGGACUGUCUGUCGCUGAGGAGCAGAGGAGAGAGGUGAAAAGAAACAAGGGAAGGAACGGAGAGGGAAAACUGGAGCUAAAAAUGGUGUGAAGGCGAGCGAGCGAGGGAGACAGAUGCGGAGAAGUGCCUCUGGAGGCUGUAGUCGUUUCUGCGGUCACUGCUAGAAGUCAGAGAACUCCCGCUUUUUGAUGCUGUCCUCACGGAGGUCUGAGCCAAUAACGGACUUAUUGGUCGGCUGAACCAUGCAGAGGCUGCUGCUCCUGAGUUUGGCGUUCAGUCUCCACACUGAUCCACCUCAUUGUGUACCUCAGGCAGCCGGGAGCGUGCACGCUGACUGGCCCGCCGACCACUCCAUCAUAGCAGUGAGGACAGCGAGAUUCUCUCAGGAGCCGGCAGACCAGUCGGUGGUGCGGGGCCAGAGGGUGAUCCUGUCCUGCGUUGUCUUCAACUACUCUGGCAUCGUUCAGUGGACCAAAGAUGGUCUGGCUCUGGGCAUUGGAGAGGACCUUCGGGCCUGGCCCAGGUACCGGGUGCUGCGGGUCCAGGAGCUGGGCCAGUACAACUUGGAGAUCCUGUCAGCGGAUCUAUCCGACGACGCCCUGUACGAGUGCCAGGCCCCUGAUGCUGCUCUGAGGUCCAGAAGGGCCAAACUCACCGUCCUCAUCCCGCCGGACGACCCGGUGAUCGAUGGAGGACCGGAGGUGUUGCUGACGGCGGGGGAAUCAUACAACCUUACAUGUGUGUCUCGUGGGGCUAAACCUCCGUCAGUGGUCGAGUGGCUUAAAGACGGCUUGCCUAUAGAGGGCGCUGUCAGCACCACUGAGGUGCUUCCAGACAGGAAGAGGGUGACCACACGGAGCUACCUUCCGAUACACCCCAUUGACACCGACACGGGGAGGAACUACAGCUGUACGGCCACCAAUCUGGCUGCUCCCUCUGGCAAGAGCACAACCGUCACCCUUAAUGUGCACCAUCCACCAACAGUGACCUUGUCCAUUGAACCUCGCUCUGUCCUAGAAGGGGACAGAGUCACCUUCACCUGCCAGGCCCAUGCCAACCCUCCUAUUAUGGGCUACAGAUGGGCUAAAGGCGGCGUGGUGCUGCAGGGUGCCAGGGAGAGCGUCUUCACCACCAAGGCCGACCACUCCUUCUUCACUGAGCCGGUCUCCUGUUUGGUUUUCAACGCGGUUGGAAAAACCAACGUCAGCAUCCUGGUGGAUGUUCACUUCGGUCCUAUCCUGCUGGUGGAGCCACAGCCGAAAACAGUCGACGUGGACUCUGAUGUCACCCUCAACUGCAAAUGGGCGGGAAACCCUCCGCUCACGCUCACCUGGUUCAAGAAAGGAUCGAACAUGGUUCUGAGCAACAGCAACCAGCUGCAUCUGAAGUCUGUGACCCAGGAUGACGCUGGCCAGUACGUAUGCAAGGCGAUCGUUCCACGGAUCGGAGUAGGAGAGACCGAGGUCACUCUCACAGUCAACGGUCCGCCCAUCAUCUCCAGUGAGCCCGUGCAGUACGCCGUUAGGGGGGAGAGAGGAGAGGUGAAAUGCUACAUAGCCAGUACACCUCCUCCAGAUAAGAUCGUGUGGGCGUGGAAGGAGAACGUGUGGGAGAAGGAGAAGGGCACGCUGCUGGAGAGGUACACGGUGGAGCAGAGCAAGCCGGCAGCCGAGGGGGGCGGCGUCCUCUCCACGCUCACCAUCAACAACGUGAUGGAGUCGGACUUCCUGUCCACCUACAACUGCACGGCCUGGAACUCGUUUGGCCCGGGCACCAUGAUCAUUACGCUGGAGGAGACCGAGGAGUUUCCGGUGGGGAUAAUAGCCGGUGGCACGGUUGGCUCCACCAUUCUCCUCUUCAUCUUCCUGCUCAUUCUUGUGCUCAUCUUCUACCGGCAGCGAAAAGGCAGCCGGCGCGGGGUCACGUUGGGCAAGCCCGACAUCAAGGUGGAGACGAUCACCAAGGAGACCCACAGCCUGGAGGAGGACUCCGGCAGCGUGUCCACGGCCUCGCGCAUGGUCAAGGCCAUGUACUCGUUUCUCCCUUCUGUGUCCUUCUCUCCUUCUAAUCAGCCUUUUAAAGAUGACAUAGAACUCAAGUCGGACCUCCGGAGCGACACCCUGGACACCCGGCAGGAGUACGACCUAAAGGACCCUACUAACGGGUACUACAAUGUGCGAGCUUCCACCCAGGACGAAGUGCACCCUGGGUCCCGUUCCACCAUGCAUUACGCCGACUACCGCUCCCCCGCAGGAACACCAGGGGGAGCUGCAUCUAUCAGUAGCAGCACUGGAGGCUCAGGGGCCACUGCCAGCGGGGGAGCCCCCGUCCCCCCAGGUCCUCUCACCUCCCCCGGACGCCCACAAGCCUGCUACGACCCCCGGCCGCCCUCCAGACUCUCUCACAUCAGCUACGCCCAGUUCAACACGUUCACCCGUGGGGGCCAAAGCCAGCAGCCCCCCGCUAACCCCGCCCCAGCGGCCACUGACUUCCUCGGGGACUGUAGCCUCCUGGACUCCACUUCCCAGCUGGCCUACGACAACUACGGAUACCCUUCACACUACCAGACCUACCGCAUGGGCUUCGCGCCGUCUAGCCUGGCCCCUCUGGAGGCCGGCCCCUCCUACGAGAUGUACGGGGUCGGGUCCGGGAUGCCAAGCCCCGGGGUCGGGGUCAGCCCGGCGGGCCCGGUGGGCCCGGCUCCCUCCGGAUCAGAGACUGGACUGGGGAAGUACGGCAGCUCUACUCGCUUCUCCUACACCUCGCAGCACUCUGACUACUCCCACAGCCGACACACGCAGCGAAUGCAGACUCACGUGUGAGAGGGAGAUGCAGAACCCCCUCCCCCCCUCUCCCCCACAGUCUUAGCCCAGCAUAAAGAGGCAUCUUAUAAAUAGUGUCACAACUGAAACACACACAUACACACUCACAAACGUACAUAAACACAUUUUAGCGUGUCCUGCUAGACAUUAACCUGGCCUCACACACAGACACACACGCAGGCACAAAUCCUGAAUCCAUGCCCGUGAGACAGGGAGGAUGAAAGACACACAGAGAGCAGAGAAAACAGGGUGAAACGAAGGAGUUUUAAUGAGACAGGGACGGGAAACUCCACACGGCGCAGAAUUCCCUCACUCCCGAUGUUUGUAAACGUGAGCUCUGUGAGAGCGGACAGCGCAAGUCACAAUCAGGCCGAGCGAGGACGAGAGAUCUCAGAUCUGAGGAGCCCAGCCCCCCCUACCCCCUCCCCCCCACCUCCCACUCCAGCCUCUGUUCUGAACUGACGCUGCAAAGCAAUGAAAGAGAGCAUCCUGUCAGAUACGGUACGCGCUGAACGGAAGAAACCUCAGCCAGUGGAAGCCACGUCUGGCCGCCGUUUUUCAUUUUCUUUUAGCUGGUUGUCUUAUUCAGUGAUCAUCGAGCACAUAAGCGGUAGGAUUCCCAGAGAGCCUGUGUGUACAGUGCAGCCGGGCCUGUUGGGCAGCGCAGGGUGGGUAAGUGGGAGGGCGGGUGGGUAAGUGGGAGGGCGGGCGCGGGUGUUGGCCAUCAUGUUGCACUUCAUCCACAGUAUUCAUCUUCUGAUGUCUCUCGACUAUAUCUCUGUUACGUCUUCUGUUUAUUUGCACACCAGACUAGAGCUUUGUAUUCUAUUUUUUAAACAUUGCAGAAUUAUUUUUGUCAGCGUCAAAACAUAUAUGUAUCGUGUAUGAUGUUACGGACCAAACGGUGGAAGGCAAGCGCACGUGGAGAGCUGCGCCGACGGAGGGACCUGAGUCCGGGGCGUGUUCCUCUCCCGUGUGAGUAUCUACAAAAAAAGAAGAAGAAGAAGAAAGAAGGAAACCUUGUGCCAAACGUUCACGUUCCGCGUGGAUGCAGUUAGGAGCUCCUUCUGUCGGUGGGAUGCCGCCUUGUGUUUUGGAACGGCGGGAAACUGGCGCAGACAGAGAGGGAGCGAACACAGACGAUGGGUUUAGAGUGGCCUUAUGGGAGGAGCGUGUCACGCAUUUCCGUUUUGAAUCAUUCCUCGUUGGUUGUCUGCCAAACCUGGCCAGAGGGGAAUGUGUGCAGAGAGGUUUAAUGAAGGCUUGUCCACAGUAUUGACAUGUAUUAGUGUGUGACUGUGAGCGUGGGUGGGUGGGUGGGUGGGUAAGAGCGAAUGAGGAAGGGGUUGGGGUAGGGGGGGUGGGCAUUGGUGCACACUUCCAUUUGUACAGUGUGUUUGUACAGAAGUCGGAAUGAGUGCGCGUGCGUCUGUCUCGGUAUACGUCCAUAUCAUUUCUCACGAACCUGUUACGCUACUUUUAUACCUCCGGUAGGACUGUAUCCUGUAUUAUUGUGUCUUUUGAAUUUAGGAGAAUCCGAUGUUUAUCUUAUCGUACUGUUGGUAGCAGAGACAGCCGUUCAAAAAGAUGUACGACAAGCAUUAUCAAGCUCUCGUUUUUUUUAUUUCAUUACCUUCGAUAUUUUUUAAAAAUGGUGUGUAAUUAUUUUUCCACAGUAUUACAUAAAUAAAAGCACUGUUUUUUAACAAGG
Molecule: messenger RNA, 4569 nt
Organism: Fundulus heteroclitus (mummichog)
Lineage: Eukaryota; Metazoa; Chordata; Actinopteri; Cyprinodontiformes; Fundulidae
Gene: kirrel1a
Product: kirre like nephrin family adhesion molecule 1a
Exons: 16
Coding region: 279-2858 (859 amino acids)
Biological process (GO): cell-cell adhesion
Cellular component (GO): cell-cell junction
Molecular function (GO): cell adhesion molecule binding
Source: RefSeq, a predicted model, not a curated record